GUAAGAAUCAGGUGCCCUUUUCCAUAAUUUUCAUAUGUAGAGCCAAACAUGGCUUCGAUCGAUAGGCUGAGCAGCUUGCAGGACGAAGUCAUAUGCCACAUUCUCUCUUUCCUCCCAACAAAGUUCUCAGUGGCGACCAGCGUCCUUGGACAAAGAUGGAGGUUUCUAUGGGCCCAUGUACCCUCUCUGCAUUUCAAUGGAGUAAAUUUCGGGGAAGAAGGAACACAAGCCUCGGACAUCGUUAACAGGCUUGAUAACAAUAGAGCGUCACUCUCUGCUGUGAAAAAUGUGUCUCUGCCCAGCCUCAAGAAGUUAUAUGUUUAUCAUCUUAUAUGUGAGAAUGAUGAUGCACUUCCUCGUUUUCUUUCCGGCUGUCCUUCGCUCGAGGUGUUGAAUAUGACAUUCAAGUUUGUGGAAGAAGAUGAUUAUGUGGGCUGCAUAAAUAUAUCAUCACCCACGAUAAAGAUGCUUCAGAUUAGAUUUGACUUUGACUGUUUCUCUUUCUCCUCUUUCUCACUUAACCCUAAAUAUAGGAUGGUAAUAAAUGCCCCGGCCCUUAGGUACCUCGAAGUGUAUGGCUAUGACUUGAAGUGUAUAACAAUUCCUAUAACCUUGAUCUCCUUAGUUGAGGCAGACAUCAUCUUCGAUUCUUGUCGCUUCUCAAAGCUCGAAACGGAUUACAAUUCCACGUUGGUGAAGUUUCUUCACUCUCUGUCUUAUGUAAAAUGCCUAAUGAUAUCAGGUCGGGACUUUGAGGAGGAACAAAUUCCGCCGAGGACGCCGGUGGCCAUACAACUAAGUGGACUUUCGGAUGGAGAGCAAAACAUGGCUUGGAUCGACAGGCUGAGCAGCUUGCAGGACGAAGUCAUAUGCCACAUUCUCUCUUUCCUCCCAACAAAGUUCUCAGUGGCGACCAGCGUUCUCGGAAAAAGAUGGAGGUUUCUAUGGGCCUAUGUACCCUCUUUGCAUUUCAGUGAAGACGAUUUUAGGGAAGAAGGAACACAAGCCUCGGACAUCAUUAACAGGGUUUUAUUUCGGCACAAGGCGAAAAGAUUGGAUAUUUUAACACUCAAUGGCAUCAACUGCAACGAGUUUCAAUUGGAGACAUUCAUUACAACUGCCAUCGACCGUAGUAUCCGGAAUCUUUAUCUUGAACUUGACUUGGAUACAUUCCCUUUAUUCCUCUUCAACUGCAAAACCAUUGUCGACUUGAAGCUUGAUAACAGUAGAGCGUCACUCUCUGCUGUGAAAAAUGUGUCUCUGCCUAGCCUCAAGAAGUUAUAUGUUUCUAAUCUUAUAUGCGAGAAUGAUGAUGCGCUUCCUCGUUUUCUUUCCGGCUGUCCGUCGCUUGAGGAGUUGAAUAUGAAAUUCACGUUUGUGGAAGAAGAUGAUUAUGUGGGCUGCAUAAAUAUAUCAUCACCCACGGUAAAGAUGCUUCAGAUCGAAUGUGACAAUUCAUGUAAACUUGAAUAUAGGAUGAUAAUAAAUGCCCCGUCCCUUAUGUAUCUCGAAGUGUAUGGCUAUGACUUGGAGUGUAUAACAAUUCCUAUAACAUUGAUCUCCUUAAUUGGGGCGGAUAUCAGCUUAAAAGUUUAUUCAUUCUCAAAUCUCAAAACAAAUCACACUUCCACAGUGGUGAAGUUUCUUCAUUCUCUGUGUUAUGUAAAGUGCCUAAAGAUAUCAUGUUGGGAAUUUGAGGAGUUUGUUCAUAGAGGAGUUGCUUGUUCAACCGUAAAGUUUGAUAAUUUAACAAAACUUAAAGUCCUAUUUAACUUCAAAUGGAGUGUGCUUGUAAAGUUCCUUGAAGUUGCUGAUAAUCUUCAAGUCCUUACUGUCCUUACUGACAGACUAAAUAUCGGUGUCGUUCUUGAU
Striga asiatica is the source of this 1872-nucleotide messenger RNA. NCBI's taxonomy places the organism in Eukaryota, Viridiplantae, Streptophyta, Magnoliopsida, Lamiales, Orobanchaceae. The record is from the annotation of a GenBank genome assembly.